This is a messenger RNA of Sorex araneus (European shrew), 934 nucleotides long. RefSeq names its product paired related homeobox 2 (gene PRRX2). Lineage: Eukaryota; Metazoa; Chordata; Mammalia; Eulipotyphla; Soricidae. The record is from RefSeq and is a predicted model, not a curated record. The transcript has 4 exons. The coding region runs from base 1 to 759 and encodes 252 amino acids. Gene Ontology annotation, biological process: regulation of DNA-templated transcription. Gene Ontology annotation, molecular function: DNA-binding transcription factor activity, RNA polymerase II-specific; DNA binding.
AUGGACGGCGCGCCGGGCGCCGCCUUCGCCCUGGACAAGCCGGCGCUGGGCCCGGGGCCGCCGCCGCCCGCGCUGGGGCCGGCCGACUGCGCCCAGGCGCGCAAGAACUUCACGGUGAGCCACCUCCUGGACCUGGAGGAGGUGGCGGCGGCCGGGCGGCUCGCGGCGCGCCCCGGGGCCCGGGCCGAGGCGCGGGAGGGCGCGGCGCGGGAGCCGUCCGGGGGCAGCAGCGGCAGCGAGGCGGCGCCGCAGGAAGGCGAGUGUCCCAGCCCCGGGCGCGGUGGCGCCAGCAAGCGGAAGAAGAAGCAGCGGCGGAACCGCACGACGUUCAACAGCAGCCAGCUGCAGGCGCUGGAGCGCGUGUUCGAGCGCACGCACUACCCCGACGCCUUCGUGCGCGAGGAGCUGGCGCGGCGCGUCAACCUCAGCGAGGCGCGCGUGCAGGUCUGGUUCCAGAACCGCAGAGCCAAGUUCCGCCGCAACGAGCGGGCCAUGCUGGCCAGCCGCUCCGCCUCGCUGCUCAAGUCCUACAGCCACGAUGCGGCCAUCGAGCAGCCCGUGGCGCCCAGGCCCACCGCGCUCGGCCCCGAGUACCUCUCCUGGACCACCUCCGCCCCCUACAGCACGGUGCCAUCCUACAGCCCCGGAGGCGCGGGCCCCACGCCCUCGGGCGUCAACAUGGCCAACAGCAUCGCCAGCCUCCGGCUCAAGGCCAAGGAGUUCAGCCUCCACCACAGCCAGGUGCCCACGGUGAACUGACAGCGGCGGGCACGGUGCCCGGGACAGGCCCUGCCUUCCGUCGGACGCCCGGCCCCGGCGCCGCCCGCGAGACCCCUGCCCUGCCCGGCCGGCGGAUGUCUCGGGCCCGAAGGUGGGGCGGAGCUCCCCAAGGACACCUCUCACUUCGUGUAUGAAAACCCCCGACGCUUUGGUC